Messenger RNA from Panthera uncia (snow leopard), 1825 nucleotides. It is a transcript of the gene GRINA, whose product is annotated as glutamate ionotropic receptor NMDA type subunit associated protein 1. Bases 184 to 1254 code for a protein of 356 amino acids. NCBI's taxonomy places the organism in Eukaryota, Metazoa, Chordata, Mammalia, Carnivora, Felidae. The transcript is spliced from 7 exons. The record is from RefSeq and is a predicted model, not a curated record. Gene Ontology annotation, biological process: negative regulation of apoptotic signaling pathway. Gene Ontology annotation, cellular component: membrane; Golgi apparatus; endoplasmic reticulum.
CCCGUCACAAGGCCCCGCAGCGUCUCCCGAGUCGCAGGCGCAGGCCCAGCCGAGCCGGCCGCCGAGCGGGUGCUGGUGUGGGUGCGGGCGCAGCCGCCAUCGACCGCGCGGUCGCGCACCGGACACCGUGCGCACCGUUCCGGAGGCGCCCCGCGAGUGGGGGAGACCACAGAACCUGAGGCCAUGCCCCAUGAAAAGAGUUUCUUGGUGUCUGGGGACAGCUAUCCUCCCCCCAAUCCUGGAUAUCCUGGGGGACCCCAGCCCUCCAUGCCUCCCUACCCGGGGACCCCUUACCCACAGCCCCCUUUCCAGCCUUCCCCGUAUGGCCAGCCAGGGUAUCCCCAGGGCCCCAGCCCCUACCCUCAAGGGGGCUACCCUCAGGGCCCCUACCCCCAAGGAGGCUACCCUCAGGGCCCCUACCCUCAAGGGGGCUACCCGCAGGGGCCAUAUCCGCAGAGCCCCUUUCCCCCCAACCCCUACGGACAACCACAGGCCUUCCCGGCACAGGACCCUGGCUCACCUCAGCGUGGAAACUAUCAUGAAGAGGGUCCCCCGUCCUACUACGACAACCAGGACUUUCCUGCCACCAACUGGGAUGACAAGAGCAUCCGCCAGGCCUUCAUCCGGAAGGUGUUCCUGGUGCUGACCCUGCAGCUGUCCGUGACGCUGUCCACUGUGGCCGUGUUCACCUUUGUCGGGGAGGUGAAGGGCUUCGUCCGGGAGAACGUGUGGACGUACUAUGUGUCCUAUGCAGUCUUCUUCGUCUCCCUCAUCGUCCUCAGCUGCUGCGGAGACUUCCGGCGGAAGCACCCCUGGAACCUGGUUGCACUGUCCAUCCUGACCGUCAGCCUGUCCUACAUGGUGGGGAUGAUCGCCAGCUUCUACAACACUGAGGCGGUCAUCAUGGCCGUGGGCAUCACGACAACCGUCUGCUUCACGGUGGUCAUCUUCUCCAUGCAGACCCGCUACGACUUCACCUCGUGCAUGGGCGUGCUCCUGGUGAGCAUGGUGGUGCUGGUCAUCUUUGCCAUCCUCUGCAUUUUCAUCCGGAACCGCAUCCUGGAGAUCGUGUACGCCUCGCUGGGCGCCCUGCUCUUCACCUGCUUCCUGGCAGUGGACACCCAGCUGCUGCUGGGGAACAAGCAGCUGUCCCUGAGCCCGGAGGAGUACGUGUUUGCCGCCCUGAACCUGUACACGGACAUCAUCAACAUCUUCCUGUACAUCCUCACCAUCAUCGGCCGCGCCAAGGAGUAGCCCGCGCCCGGGCCCCGCUCAGGUGGCCUGGAUGGCCUGGACCCUGCCCCUGGUGUGGCAGUGCCAUCAUACCUCCCCUCUCUCUCUCUGGGCACCGCCUGGGAGUGAGGGGCCCCCCCUCCGACCCUCCUGUGUGUAUACUGCAGAUACUUCUGUCUGGACCCGCCGUGGCCAGCAUGGCCCCUUCUAGCCCUCCGGCCCGCCACAGGGCAGCGGGGCCAGGUCUCCAUGCCUCCUCCUGCCUACUCACUGUUGCAUGAGCCCUGUCUGCCAGCCCACCCCAGGGUCUGGGGGCGACACCAGGUCCCAGGGGAGAGGGGUGAAGCCAGGAGGUGCGGGUGCACGUCUCCCCUCCGGUUCCAGCCCCCCCCCCCAUGCCUGGCAUAGAGAACCCUCUCCCUCCCCUCCCCUCCCCCGCCCCGGAGCGCUGCCCUCUGGGGGCCUGAGGGCUGAGGAUCUUGUCCCUGUGCUGAGCCCUGAGGGCAGAGAGAUUGAGAGUAUUUCAGGGGAGGAGGGCGCCUUCCUCUCGUCUUGCUGUCUUUAAAAUUCCAAUAAACGGGACCUUCUGCUC